GGAACCUAAUGUUAAUGAAGCCGUAGCGUCAUCUCAGUGACAUGAUCCAAAGUCCAAAUGUUGCAACAACGUGCAACAACUUCAGCUACGGAAAGGAAAGGAAAGGAUUUAUCGGGAUAAGGAUUUAAAAUCAUGGCCUCAGUCCUCAUGAGGGAUGACUAAUGCUCCCCUGAACAGGGACCACAGAGGCAGAACGAUGGUUAAAAGCGUCAUGGUAGCCUAUGCCCUGUGGGCAGUAGGUGGGCCUGUGGGCCUUCACCAUUUAUAUUUAGGAAGAGACAGUCAUGCUCUGUUAUGGAUGCUAACUCUGGGAGGAUUUGGGUUUGGCUGGGUCAGAGAGGCCAUACGUAUUCCCGCAUAUGUCGUUGAAGCCAAUCAAGAGGCAGAGAGGGAGAGAAGAGCCACACACACCAUGGUGCCUCCACCUGUAAGUCCUGUCCGCUUUGUUGGACAGGUGAGUGUUGGGAUCUACUUUGGCACGGUGGCUCUGAUUGGACUCAACUCGCUGAGGUUCUUCUACUUGAUCGUCCUGCCUUUAUGUGUGGGUGCAGGCGUGCAUCUGGUCUCCUCCAUUGGCCAGCAGACUUCUGAUCUACAAAAAACCUUGACUGCUUGCCUCAUAACCUCGCCAAUAUUCUAUGGCAGCAGCUUAUCGCCUCUGCCUAUAAGCCUGGCGGCCAGCGUCACCGCUGCACAGAACCGCAGGGCCAAAUUUCCACGGACACCUGGGAGCACGCCGAAACUAGGUCCCCGGCUUUACAGGCUCGGCCUUGCGUGGCUCGCCUUCUCCGCUCCACUGGGCUACUGCAUUUUCCAUAACACCACUGCCACGCUGUACUACCUGUCUGACUGUGUGUCAGCACUGCUGGAUAUUUUCUGGUUCCUGCCUUGGCUCAAAAACGUCCUUGAGUACAUUCUUUUAAUGCCAUAUCGGCUGUUGUGUGUUCUUACUGGAGGGGGGUACUAUGAAGAUGCUUGGAGGAAGGUGCUGGAAAUACUGCUCAAAGAGUACACUGAGAAAGAGAAAGAGGCACUGAAGGUACUUUCAUUGGAGGCGGAGGCGUCUCUCGAAGACAUAACUCGCACCUAUAGAGGGCUGGCCAAGACGUGGCAUCCGGACCACAACCCCAGCAAGGAAGCUGAGGCCAUGUUCAUGAAGAUCCACGAGGCGUAUGUGGUCCUCCUACAACGGCACAAACCUCAUCGCUUCACAUAGCAGCGCUUUAAUUCAGCACUGAGCGGCCUGAGUUGCGGAGGAAAGGUGACUCGCUGAUGGCAUUUCAUUUUCAGUCAUUAGAUUUUGUUGUGCAAGGGAAAGUAAAUCGAGAGCUCAGGCAGCAUCGCACAGCUGUGUGAUCUGUUACUUGGCAGAGGGUGGUCACAAAGAAGCACUUUGCUGUCAUCUUGUGGUUCUACAGGUGUAUUAUCACCCCAACUAUGUGAUCACAACGAUUGUGCUUAUGGUUUAUUUUCUGCUUGCUUGCUUUUAAACGCUAAACUAACAACAGCAAGUAAUUAUUCUAUUAUUUCACAGCAUAAAUACUACAGAAUGUAAUGACCGUGUAAUAAAGUGUGUGAUCGAGACAUGUUGUGGAA
Molecule: messenger RNA, 1596 nt
Organism: Pungitius pungitius (ninespine stickleback)
Lineage: Eukaryota; Metazoa; Chordata; Actinopteri; Perciformes; Gasterosteidae
Gene: dnajc22
Product: DnaJ (Hsp40) homolog, subfamily C, member 22
Exons: 4
Coding region: 155-1216 (353 amino acids)
Cellular component (GO): membrane
Source: RefSeq, a predicted model, not a curated record